Messenger RNA from Rosa rugosa (rugosa rose), 849 nucleotides. RefSeq lists its product as uncharacterized. The transcript has 2 exons. Lineage: Eukaryota; Viridiplantae; Streptophyta; Magnoliopsida; Rosales; Rosaceae. The record is from RefSeq and is a predicted model, not a curated record. The coding region runs from base 1 to 849 and encodes 282 amino acids.
AUGGCGACAGGUAGCCCUAAAACCCCGAAACCCUCAUAUGCAGCGGCACUUUCUGCAGCCUCUCCAGUUUCCUUUGCCAUUGCUGAUCUACCGGUUCCUUUUAAGGACGAUGGUCUACUUUCUGUUCGAAUUUCUGAGGAGCCCUUCCUUCGAGAGCUUGAUCGAUGUAAGACAAACUUAAUUGGUCGUGUCACUACAUCAAUCAAGACUCCAGAUCUCGUACAACACUUGAAGACACUUUGGUCUGACCUUGAUCCUUGGACUAUUGCGCCCCUUGGUAGGGGUUUCUUCAUGCUUCAGUUCAGUACUCUGAUUGACAUGCAACGUGUCUGGGCAUUGGGGGCUGUUCGUCUCCACACGGGAAUGCUUCGGCUAAUCAAAUGGUCACCGGAGUUCUCUCCCUCAACUUACAAAAACACCUUUGCUCAAGUUUGGGUGAGAUUUUGGGAUCUAGGGUUUGCAUUCUGGGACCAGCAAACCCUAUUUGAAAUUGCUGCUGGUGUGGGUACUCCUCUAAAGCUUGACCCGAGAACAAAGAACAGGACAGUGGGUCUAUACGCCAGAGUCUUAAUCGAUGUUGAUUUCUCCAACCCACUUCCGGAUAAGAUCAGAAUAACUAGGGCUAACGGUGAAGUUGUGGUGGUCGGUGUAGAAUUUGAAUCUGAACCAGAAAUAUGCCACAAGUGUGGGAUCGUUGGUCAUACAGCUGAUACAUGCAGAUCUCCUUCUGCCCUAACGGAGGAAAAUGUGAAUGUUAGCUCUGACACAAUAGUUGAUCGUGGAAGAUCUUUGGUGCGGUCAAGACAGAGACGAAGAAGGCAUCGGACGCCCAACGCGGUCUCCCUCUGA